Molecule: messenger RNA, 1185 nt
Organism: Caenorhabditis angaria
Lineage: Eukaryota; Metazoa; Nematoda; Chromadorea; Rhabditida; Rhabditidae
Source: the annotation of a GenBank genome assembly
AUGAAGGAGGUGGAGGAGCUACGUCGCGCGGCGACAAAAAUGCGAAAUUUGGCGAUUUUCACAUUCGCCGUUGCGACUUUCACCGCGUUGAUUGCGAUUUUCGCGCUACCCAUCUUGAUCUCUUCAACAUUGCAAGCGGUGGUGAGUUGCCGCGUUCCUUCCGCGUGCCUUCCGCGCGCCUCAAAAUAUUCUUUCAGACCUCCGUCGAUGAGCAACUCGGUCGUUGCACUUUUGACAGUUUCCGCAUGUACAAGGCGUUGGAUGAGAUUCGCGGUGCCGCGCGGAAUCGCAGCGAAUUUGUCGCCGCGCGACAAAAACGCAACUUCAAUUCGCAAUACGCUGCGCAGUAUUCGCAAGUGGGGCAAUUCAACUACUAUCCGGAAGUUUUGGAGGUAUUGAGGGCCCGGGCCAGGCCGGGCCUGGUUGGCGGAUAUCAGGCUGGUGGAUAUGUUCAGCGGCCCACUUUUGUGGGAGGACGUGAGUUUUUUGGGGGCUCCUGGAUUAGGCGUAGCCCCCCCCCUAUCCUUUGCUUUUCCAGAAUCCAGCUCAGUGUUCCAAGACACUCGCACAGCCUACAAUGGGGCCUGCGUCCCACGAUAUGGCCCACCGGGCCCGCCAGGCCCAUCAGGCCUAGACGGCCAAAAUGGGCUCGACGGCGAGGCUGGUAAGAACGGACGAAUUGGUCGUGAUGGUAUAGCUGACAUCGACAGGGAGCCCUGUCAAAUCUGCCCUCCUGCACAGCCAGGCCCACCAGGCCCGAUUGGCCCGAAAGGCCCGACCGGUGAGCCUGGUCCACGUGGACAAGACGGUACUACUGAAGAUGGUGACGAUGGAGUUCCAGGUCUGGCAGGGCCCCCUGGACCCCCAGGUCCUCAAGGCCCACCAGGUCCCCCUGGAGACAAUGGAAAACAUGUCGAAGAACAAAUCAUCGGCCCACCAGGAAUUCCAGGCCUAAAAGGCCAGCCAGGUCCACAAGGCCCUCGAGGCCCAUCAGGCAAAGUUGGACCACCAGGUCCACCGGGAGCACCUGGAAUCGCUGGAGGGCCUGGUGUGGGUGGACGGAAUGGGCUUCCGGGACGAGCUGGCAUGUCAGGUCCACCUGGUAGCCAUGCUGUUUGUGAUCAUUGUCCACAGCCCGUGUUGGAGCCCGGAUAUCCGUUGAAAUCCAAACGACACUCCCCAUGA